AUGCAAGUCGAAUCGUUUCAAUCAAAAUGCGAGGAUCUUCAUCUCGUCGGACUUGUCUCGUGCGUCGAGUGCGGUCGACGCUAUUUGCAAAAGAAUAUCUAUCGCCAUUUAUGGCAUCAACACGGCUGGACGCGCGAAGAAUGCCAGGAUAUGAUUCAGCAAAUCAAAAAGGAGAAGCAUAGCUUGUACGGAAGCAGCACUUAUCCGUGCAUCGGCUGCGAGAUCGUCUUCAAAACCCCGCAAGCCAUGAUGAAGCAUAGAGCGCGCUGCCCUGAAGUUAUCAAAUUAUACGAAACGCAGAACAAGAUACCGGAUGAUCCAGGAACGUCGGAAAAAGUUGAAGAAGCCGACGAAAAGGUCAAUAUUGAAGAAGUGUUCACAUUUGUGCCCAACAAUUAUGAAGAAAUCAAGACACCAUCGGAAAAUGGCGAAUCGACGUCACCGAAAGUCGAUUUGAGUGCGAUAAAAGAGUUGAUUUAUCGAAAAGGACAGUCGUCGGUUCGUUCGCCGCCAGCGCUUGCUCAACGAAAACUGCCGGCUUGUAUGAAUACGUCAAAAUUUCGAUCGUCGGCGGCCGCGUGUCCGCUUCCGACGUGCGGUCUCAAAGUUGAGUCUUGCGACGAUCUCGUCAUACACUGUCAGCAGAAUCAUCGAGAAAUCGCGCCGUUUGCGUUGGAGCAACGUAUAUUCGCCACCUAUGAUGAAUUUAAGGUUUGGUUCGAUCAACGCCAAGAGGAUUCGUGUACAUCGUUGACGAAGCGAACCGGCCACGGCGGCGAGACGUUCUAUCGUUGUCACAUGGUCGGCAAAUACUCGAGUGUGGCGAAGAAGCGGCGAUCGAACACGAGAAAACUCGAUCAAUCGUGCACGGCGUUCCUCAAAGUGUACGUGAAUCCCGACGGGACGACGCAGGCGUCGGGCUGCUUCAGCCACAUCGGGCACGAGUUGAAUCAUCGCCUUUUAUGGCUCACCGACACCCAAGAGAAAUAUGUGAAGGAGCUUCUCGAUUUGGGAUGGUCCGCUGAUCAGAUCUACUUUUAUAUUCGAAGCGAAUAUGAGAACUAUGAGAGCAAAUUGAAAUAUAUCUCGAAAAAUGACAUUAGAAAUAUAUCAGUGCGACACGAGCGGGAAAAAAAGAAAUUGAGAGAAUCGAUGAUGGAAACUCAACAAUUAUUGUCUGCUUUUGAGGAAGCUUGUCAUCAACGAAAAGAAGAUGAGGAUAAUUGCGAGUUUUCGCAAUCGACGCCGAAAAAAGCGAAAACUGAAGUUGGCGAUGAAGACGAAUGGAAUUGUGGUGUUGAAGAGGCGAAAAAUGAGGAAAAAAAUGAAGAACGUGAAGAAAAAUCGACUGAAAAAGACGAGGAAAAAUGUGAAGAAGAGCGAGAAGAGGAUGAGAUUAUUGAGAAUAUUGAAGUUGGACACGAGGAAGAAGUGAUUGGUGCGAAUUUGAGUUGA
Caenorhabditis bovis is the source of this 1455-nucleotide messenger RNA. Lineage: Eukaryota; Metazoa; Nematoda; Chromadorea; Rhabditida; Rhabditidae. The record is from the annotation of a GenBank genome assembly.